GUUCCGCUUGACAAGACAUCGAUGUAUAUAGGCGUAUGCGAGAGCAAACCGGACGUCUUUCGUUCUUUGCCACGCGGUAAAACAACUCUCGAGAAAUACGGAGUAAUCGCAGAUUGAAAUUCGGAGUAGUGUGUAGAAUCGUGCGACAAUAUUGGAGCCUUGAGAGCUCAGAUCGGCCCCUGUGAAAAAUUGGAGUAUCUGGCGAAGGGAGAAAGAACGUGGUGCCAUAAGUCGUUUACAGUUCAUUUCCGCUAUUUGUUACAAGGACUCGCGGAAUCUGUACGCGAGACGAUACGAGGAAUUUUCACGCCAACAGCUUGGCCAGCCUGACUUUUUCGCGGCAACGACUUCAGUUGGUCGGAAGUUGGAGCUUCUCUGAGCCACUCGCAACGAGAUAUUUAGAGAGAGAAAAAACCACGUCGUAGUAUCAUUGUUCGAGAUCUUUAAACGUUGAAACGACCUAGUACAUACAAUGAGUAAAGUGAAGGAUUCUCCUCCGACAGAUGAAGCAGAAGAAGAAUUCAGUGUGGAGAAAGUUUUGGACAGAAGAAUUGUGAAGGGAAAAGUAGAAUAUUACUUAAAAUGGAAAGGAUAUUCUAACGACGAGAAUACAUGGGAACCAGAAGAAAAUUUAGAUUGCCCAGAUCUGAUUGCUCAGUUUGAAGAACAACGGAGGAAGAAGGACGGAAGUGCAUCUGGGAAACGUCAUGAAGAGAAAGAACAAAAGAAACGAAAAAGCAAUAAUACACCGACGCCCACUCAGGCUAAGAAAAAAGCAGCAGUGGAAGAAAAAAAGCUGGAAGGUAAAGGAUUUGAUAGAAAUCUGGAACCCGAACGUAUUAUCGGAGCAACGGAUUCCAGCGGUGAACUGAUGUUCUUAAUGAAAUGGAAAGGAACGGACGAUGCGGAUCUGGUACCUGCACGCAUUGCUAACGAAAAGUGCCCACAGAUCGUGAUCAAAUUUUAUGAGGAACGACUCACGUGGCAUAGCCCAGCUCAUGAUGACGAAAACUCGACGAAACCUGACCCGGAGUAGCGUUCAGCGUUUUUUCACGAUUUAUUUUUAUCAUUGCAAAGUAUUCCCCUGUAACAAUUAUCCUAGGUUAUUUACGAAUUUUCUAACUUUUGUAGGUGAAAAAUAAAUAUAUCAAAGAUUUUUCGAACCACAUUAAUAUAGAAUGGUAUAAUGUAGGAGGAAUUGAAGAAAGUUCAAAGAUUAAAAAAAAAGAAAAUACGUACAUUAUCACCACUUAAUAAUAUGUCUAUUUUCGAAAUGUGGAACGUUUUCAAAUAAUUAUAUAAUUUUCACCGAUACAUCUUAAAAUGUAUUACUCUUUCAUAGAUAAUAUCUUUCACAUCUUUCAGUA
Mycetomoellerius zeteki is the source of this 1367-nucleotide messenger RNA. Its product is annotated as chromobox protein homolog 1. The coding region runs from base 473 to 1036 and encodes 187 amino acids. NCBI's taxonomy places the organism in Eukaryota, Metazoa, Arthropoda, Insecta, Hymenoptera, Formicidae. The transcript is spliced from 5 exons. The record is from RefSeq and is a predicted model, not a curated record. Gene Ontology annotation, cellular component: nucleus.